UUUGCCCGAACAAAUUGAUUGCCAUAGAAAUUAGAAACUUUGGCAGCAGGCUCGCCUCGUCGCCCUUUCUACCCAAAUUAAAAAGACAAGUUCUCUACAUACAGACACGAUCUUUGCAUAAUAAUGGCUAAAAAGAAGAGAGACGAAGUGGAGGCCGAACCCCAAGUACUCAACCACGGCAAUGGCGGCUCUCAUGAAACAAAAAAGAAGAAAAAGAACAAGACAAGAGACAAAGAGCAGAAGAAAGUGUUUGUAGAUGACGAUGAUAUCAGUAGGCCUACUGUCAGCAUCGCCUUACCUGGCUCUAUUAUCGAUAACACUCAAUCAUUCGAGCUCGCUACUCGGCUUGCUGGCCAAAUUGCCCGUGCCGCCACUAUUUUCAGAAUUGAUGAGGUGGUUGUAUUUGAUAACCAAAGGGAAUCAUCCAAUUUGACAGCUGAGGAUACUUGUGAUGAAAAUGAGAGUGGUACUGCUUUCCUAAUAAGGAUCUUGAAGUAUCUGGAGACACCGCAAUAUCUGAGAAAGGCUCUUUUCCCCAAGCAUAACAGCUUAAGAUUUGUGGGUCUGCUGCCACCGCUUGAUGCCCCACAUCAUCUUCGAAAGCAUGAAUGGGCUCCAUACAGAGAAGGUGUCACACUCGCGCUACAACCUCCAACUUCUGCCACCACUCUUGUGGAUGUGGGGCUUAGUAAGAAUGUGGUGAUUGAUGAAGCAGUUGAGCCUGGAAAAAGAGUUACUGUAGCCAUGGGAACCAAUCGACAACUGGAUGAUGAGGCACACGAGGUUGUGUCAUGGUGGAAGCCUAGGGAAGAAGCAGGAAUGUAUUGGGGCUAUAAAGUCAGAUAUGCUCCCAACAUCAGUUCAGUACUUAAACAAUGCCCGUAUAAGGGUGGGUAUGAUUAUCUUAUUGGCACCUCAGAGCAUGGUCAUAUUGUGAAGUCGUCAGAGCUUGAGCUACCAUCUUUUAGGCAUCUACUGAUUGCUUUUGGUGGACUUGCUGGAUUGGAAGAGUGCAUUGAAGAAGACAAAAACCUCAAGGGAAAAGAUCCACGGGAGGUAUUUAGUACGUAUCUCAACAUAUGUCCACAUCAAGGAAGUAGAACAAUACGAACAGAGGAAGCGCUCUUCAUUUCUCUUCAAUAUUUCCAAGAACCAAUUGAUCGUGUAUUAAACAGUUCUAAAUAACAUGGUUACGGAUUCACCCGUUUCGGUUGUUCAUCUUGGACUAUUUGCCAUGUUUUCUAAUCAUUUUCUUUUCGAGGUUUAGUUGUCAAACUUUUUUUCUUAAUGGUUUAACUAAUAUUCACAGAUGUUUGAGGCAAUAUAUUUGAUUUUUUAGCUUGUGA
Molecule: messenger RNA, 1346 nt
Organism: Lactuca sativa (garden lettuce)
Lineage: Eukaryota; Viridiplantae; Streptophyta; Magnoliopsida; Asterales; Asteraceae
Product: methyltransferase C9orf114 protein
Source: RefSeq, a predicted model, not a curated record